AUGACACUUCCAAUUCUCACCAAGCGUGAGGCGAUAGACGCGGUCAAGAAGCUAGAUGCCCAGAAGACGGAUCUCGAGCGACAAUUGUCUGCUCUGGAAGGAACUCUUUCAAGUCAAAAUGUUGGAAUGAGUGAGCCACUAGUCGACAAGGAUGGAUACCCUCGAGCUGAUAUCGAUGUCUAUAAUGUCAGGCAGACAAGGGCGAUUAUCAUUCGACUCAGGAAUGAUUAUAAAGAGCUCUUGGGAAGGGUCGACAAAGCCCUCAUCGCCAUGCAUGCAGCACCAGACGAGAACGGCGUCGAUGUUGAAAUGAAGGGCGAUGAAGUGAUUGCGUUCGCAACAGUGAAUGCCGUAGCUCCUGAUUCUCCUUCAUAUGCUGCAAAACUACAACGUGGAGACCGAAUCAUCAAGUUUGGAACACUCACUAUUGAUGCGUUACGCAAUGGAUUGCAACCAUUGUCACAGUACACCGAGGCAAACGAAAACAAGAGUAUCCAGCUGCUUGUUGAUCGAGAUGGUACUCAGAUCGAGUUGAAUCUGACUCCAACCAAGUGGUCUGGUCGAGGAUUGCUAGGGGACAAAAUCAUGAGGCAAUCAGUCUUGUAUCAUUCUCCAGCCUCCUUUUAUUCUCGUUUCGCAAGACUAGUCCUUGCUGAAUGUGAUGUGGACUACAAGUCUGAAAUCGUUGAUAUCGAUGUAGCAACUCAAACUCAUUCCUCCGUAGCUGCUCAGCAUCUGACACCAGAGUACCUUCACGUAAACUCCCGUCUGACAGUCCCGGCUAUGGAACUCGCAUACCCUGACGAAGAAAUGGACGAUGAAGAAGCUGGUGGUCCCGUUUUGGAUGACAGCAGAUCAAUCAUGUCUUACUGUAAAGAUAUACAGCCGUCGCUGUUUCCUACUGGAUGGGAUACAUGGAUUCAUUUGUUUUAUCAGUUGCCGGCAGUCCCGUGGUCGAUCGUCGCAUCAAACAAUACGCAACAGCUCAAAUUCCAUGUCAUGAGGGAGCACUUGUUGCAGGAGAUUGUACAGUUGCGGAAGGAUUUGGGUGUCGCGGAGGAUGAGUUGACGUGGGAGUCGUUAGUUCAAAAGCACAUGUUCCUGUCCCGUAUAAGCAAGUCUCGACCAGAAUCGAUUGUGAACAGAUACCAAGAAUCCAUGGAUUUGGCAUUAGAGAAACUCGAAGGCCACUUACUAGGAAUUGAAACAGAUUACGUGUUGGGAGAUGACUUCUCUAUCGUUGAAUGCUGUAUGGGAACAGUGCUGUAUCAAAUGGAAGAAGCUGGACAUUCAGAUCGUUUUGGGCAAGCUACCAAACAAUACUAUGAGCUAAUAAAGACACAACCAAGUUGGAAGACUGCUAUUGAAGACUAUAAAACUGAUUUCUCUCUUGAGAGAUUGAAACCUGCAGUUCAAGUUCUCGCUGAACUUCGAGAGCAGCUCACGAUUAAUCUGAGAUUAAAGUUGUAA
Synchytrium microbalum is the source of this 1470-nucleotide messenger RNA. RefSeq lists its product as uncharacterized. NCBI's taxonomy places the organism in Eukaryota, Fungi, Chytridiomycota, Chytridiomycetes, Synchytriales, Synchytriaceae. The coding region runs from base 1 to 1470 and encodes 489 amino acids. The transcript has 7 exons. Gene Ontology annotation, biological process: proteasome regulatory particle assembly. Gene Ontology annotation, cellular component: cytoplasm; nucleus. The record is from RefSeq and is a predicted model, not a curated record. Gene Ontology annotation, molecular function: protein binding.